This is a messenger RNA of Schistocerca cancellata (South American locust), 1731 nucleotides long. RefSeq names its product nephrin-like. The transcript has 9 exons. The record is from RefSeq and is a predicted model, not a curated record. Gene Ontology annotation, molecular function: protein binding. The coding region runs from base 1 to 1731 and encodes 576 amino acids. NCBI's taxonomy places the organism in Eukaryota, Metazoa, Arthropoda, Insecta, Orthoptera, Acrididae.
AUGUGUAUCCUGGCUAGCCGGCCGCCGGCCACUGUGCGCUGGCUGCGGGACGGCCGCGUGCUGGAGGCGGCGGAGACGCGGCCCGACGCUGAGGGCGGGCCCUGGUCGGUGCGCAGCGUGCUGGUCGUGGCGGCGCUCUCCAGGGCCGACCUGCACGCGACGCUCACCUGCCGCGCCAGCAACUCGCCGCUAGCGCCGCCCGUCGAGGCCACCGUGCGCCUGGACCUAUACCUGAGACCGCUGUGGGCCAGCAUCAUGGGCGAGCGCAUUCCCCUGUCGGCGGGCCGCCCGCACGACAUCCAGUGCCGCAGUGCGGGAUCGCGGCCGCCAGCCAACAUCACGUGGUGGAUCGACAACGCCGGCAUCGAUGCCCUCACGCACAAGGUGUCUCCGGACUUGAACGAGACAGUGUCGACGCUGCGCCUGACGGCGGGCGCCAGUGACCACGACCGAGUGGUGACGUGCCGCGCAGAGAACAGCCACGUCCGGGGCGGCGUCGAGGAGGACUCGUGGCGACUCGACGUCUACUUCAUGCCAAUGGUGCAGCUCCAUCUGGGACCGAACCUGGCAGCUGAGAACAUCAAGGAAGGCAGCGACGUCUACUUUGAAUGCAAGAUGAAGGCUAAUCCAGCAGCCUACAAGGUUGUUUGGACUAAUAAUGGCGAGGUGAUACUGCACAACAAGUCGGCUGGCGUGAUUGUCAGCAGCAGCCACCUGGCGCUGCAGUCGGUGACGCGCCGGCAGGCCGGCAGCUACUCCUGCAUCGCGUCCAACGUCGAGGGUGACGGCCGCAGCAACGUCGUCAACCUCGCCGUCAAGUAUAAGCCGGUGUGUCACGAGGGCGAGCAGCGGCCGGUGACGAUAGCGGUGGGUCUGGGCGAACGCGCCACCGUCAACUGCAGCGUGGACGCGCUGCCGGCGGCCGACUCGUUCCGCUGGUCGCUAGGCAACAGCUCGUACCUGCCCGGGCUCGACCCCGCGAUCGCAGCGCCGCCGCCGCCCGACUCCGGCGCCGGGCAGUCGCUGCAACUCAUCCCCCUGUCGCAGAGCGACUACGGCACCCUGUUGUGCUGGGCCUCGAACGCUGUCGGCAUCCAGGUCGCACCUUGUGUCUUCCAUAUUGUGCCAGCAGGUAAGCCGGACCCGCCGAGCAACUGCACGCUGGUGAACCAGACGUCGACGUCGCUGCAGCUGGAGUGCCUGGAGGGCUUCGACGGCGGCCGGCCGCAGCGGUUCGAGCUGCUGGUGGAGGAGGUGUCGACCGGCCGGCUGCUGUCCAACGUCACCUCCCGCUGGCCCUCCUUCGGCGUGGCGGGCCUGCGGGCGGGCCAGGCGCUGCGCCUCACCGUCACCGCCUUCAACAGCCGCGGCCGCUCCAUGCCCGUCGCGCUGGACGCCUACACGCUCAAGGCUGCGGAGCUCCGAACAGGCGUGCCGGUGCCGUUCGAGCUGACGCCGAUCCUGAGCGUGCUGCUGAGCGUGGCGACGGUGCUGCUGCUGGCGGUGGCGGGCAUCGUGGGCUCGCAGCGCGUCCGCUCCAGCAAGCAGCGGCAGCAGGACGCGGCCGCCGCCGCCGCCGCCCGCCAGGCGCUCGACGCCGCCCAGGGCGCGAUCAAGGCCGGCCCCGACGUCGAGGACCCCAACCCCGACCUCAUCCCGCCCACCAGAGGUAAACUACAAGUCCGUCGUACUGUACUGCACAGCUUCGGUAAAAGUCAUUCCCUACACUGA